Molecule: messenger RNA, 2724 nt
Organism: Saccostrea cuccullata (small rock oyster)
Lineage: Eukaryota; Metazoa; Mollusca; Bivalvia; Ostreida; Ostreidae
Exons: 17
Coding region: 88-2358 (756 amino acids)
Source: RefSeq, a predicted model, not a curated record
UUGAUAAGUUCUAUCAUCAGCUCAUUGUGUAAUACUAUAUAAGGUGUGUUUUGACAAUAUUAGAGGGUAUCUGUCCUUGCAAACAAGAUGACGCUUUUAAACUUUGUGAUCUCAGCAGUAUUAGUUGCACAAUGUGUGGAAUCUCAAAUCCCCGGUCUUCGGAUAUCUGUAGUAACGGAUGGAACCUACAGCAUCAGUGUGAAAGAUAAAAUAUGGCUGAACAGUGCACCAACUUAUUUUAUGGCGGAUGGUUCCAUGUACAUGAGUGGAACCAAUGGGAACCUUUCUCUGCUGCAGUCGUCUGCGAGGAGCGGAUAUGACAAAAUCGGGGAAUGGCAAACGACCGAUUUCUUCUACGCUGCAGGGAGCAGUAAUAUUACUGCCUCAAUCAAAACGUAUCCAUAUGAACUGGAGAACGAUUUCAUAAUAUUUUCUCAGACUUACCACAACGGUGCACAGAGAACCAACCGUGCUGAUGUGAGUUCUAUCAUCGGAAGAUUCCCCGCCUUUAAUGUCGGAAGUCAGGACAAGAAUGUCAACUUGUAUUAUCUCUCUUAUGGAGGAAUCAUGGUCGGGGACACGGGCAAAAGCAUAGGCGUAUGGAACAAAACAAAUGUCUCUAUGGCGUAUGGAUUAGCAGGCGGUCCGCUGGCUCUCUUUGAUGAGGAGGGCAAUACAGUAAUCAUUUCCCCCUUCUCCCAGUUUAUGGCGUCGUCUAUAACACAUCCAGACAUUGACAACAGCGUGGGGUGGGGCGUGAUGGGAGGGGUACAAAUGGUCCCUCCUAACUACCAAUACGACACGAUCCUCUAUUAUGCUAAAGGGAUAAACAAAGCAUUUCAAGGGUGGGGAAAACUGAUGAGGAAAUGGUAUGGUAGAACUGAUAAUUUCAUACAGACAGACAUAACCAUUAGUCACCUUGGAUACUGGACUGAUAAUGGAGCAUACUACUAUUACUUAACAGAACAAAAUAAGACUUACGAGGACACAAUGUUGGACGUCAAGAAGUAUGCUGAUAGCCAGAAUAUUCCCUACAGGUAUUUUCAGUUCGAUUCUUGGUGGUACUUCAAAGGGGACCACGACGGGGUCAAAGAAUGGGAGCCUCGACCUGACAUAUUCCCUGGAGGUGCCAAAUCAUUGGUUCAAAAGAUUGGUUUGCCAAUUGCACUACACAACCGAUUCUGGUCCAAAGAUACAGUUUAUGCUGUCCAGAAUAAAGGAAGAUAUCUGUUUCAGAUUGAUAAGAAUGGAACCGUGUCUGCUCCUUUAUCGCCGGAUUUUUGGAUUUAUUUGUUGGGACGUGCUCAAGGCGAAUGGGGAUUAGUUCUUUAUGAACAGGACUGGUUGAAUGUGGAAUUCGCUGGACUUCCGUCUUUUAUGAGCUCUAUAGGUCUCGGUAAUUUAUGGCUAGAAGAAAUGGCUGACGCAGCGAAGUUGCUGAAUAUGCCGAUUCAGUACUGCAUGUCAAACACCAGACAUGCCAUGAAAGCCCUGGAAUUGGACAUUGUUACACAGGCCAGGGUGAGUGGUGAUUAUCAUCCAGGGAAAGAUCAGUGGAAGAUCGGGGUCUCCUCAAUGCUUGCUGACGCUAUUGGGAUCCGGCCUUUCAAGGAUACUUUCUGGACAACGACAACCCAACCCGGAAACAAAUAUAAAACCACGGAGCCCUUCCCUGGUCUAAAUGCGGUGGUAUCUACCCUAAGUACCGGACCAGUUGGACCUGGAGAUAUGAUAGGAGGAACUAAUGUUUCGAUGCUCAUGAGAUGUUGCAACACAGAUGGAAAGAUUUUAAAGCCUUCAAAGCCAGCAACAGCUAUUGACAGACAAAUGAUACUGACUGCUUCUCGAGUGACCAGAGAUAUGGAAGUCUGGAGCACAUACACUGAAAUGUCUGUAGGGGGUCAAACCAAGUAUUUUGGAACGGUUCUGGGAGUUGAUACGAUCACUGGAUUUAAACUGAUGAAUACAGAUUUAGAUUUUAUGACGAAUGGUCAGAGAGAGGAAUAUAUUGUAUAUGGACAUCGCUCUCCACAGAAAACGAUGUCAUUCACGACAUCCUUACUCAUGCCAAAGUGCACCAAAACAGAUUUCUGUCUUUAUCACUUCAUUCCCGAAAUGAAAUUUGGAACUCACUCUGUAUUUUUGCUUGGAGAGACGGGGAAAUGGGUACCUGUGUCACAGCAGCGAAUAAGUGCAAUAACGCCGAUUCAGGAUACGGACCUUGUAUUAACUGUAGAAGGCGGGCAGGGAGAGUCUGUAUACAUUUCUUACCUCCUUGAUGGAACUCUUCAGAAUGUGGAGUGCCAUUUCAAACUUAGUUCUUCUCUUUUGUUGUCAAUUGCAGACAAAACGUGUUGAUGAACGUUUAAAAUGCAUACUUUUAGUGCAUUUUUAAAAUCAAAAUAUUGAAAUAUUCUUUGGCUGAAGACUAAUUAUUUGAAUGUCAUAAGUGAAUUUGAAUUAUUCUAUUUUGGAAUGUGCUAAUGCUAUAUAAAGAUAUGCUAACACUUAAAAAUUUAUACAAUUCAGUGACUUUUUCUUUCUUUGAUAAUAAUCAAGAUAACGACAAAUUCCAAAAACAAUGCUAGGGUUUUAUAUCUGAGUAUGUAAUUUGAAUAUCAAAAUGUCAUAAAACUUAUAAACAUUUAUGGAAAAAUAGUAAUGUUUGGAAAGAGCAUUACAAUAGAUUGAUUAAAACGAUUACAUGCAAUAACGCGUGUUAGG